Molecule: messenger RNA, 1392 nt
Organism: Prunus armeniaca (apricot)
Lineage: Eukaryota; Viridiplantae; Streptophyta; Magnoliopsida; Rosales; Rosaceae
Source: the annotation of a GenBank genome assembly
AUGUAUGUAUGCGUUCCUCAGUACGUCUCCAUCAAAUUCCCCGCCAUUCCUCGUUUCGGUUCGACUCGGAGGGACUUCAAACUUCCGGCUAUUUCAAUGACUGCAAGUGAAGUCACCAAUCACAUUCCACCAGCUCCCAUUUUCCUUCCUCAAGGGCCUUGGAAGCAGAUUCCCGGCGGAGUUACGGCUGCAGAAGGAUUCAAAGCUGCAGGUUUGUUCGGCGGUCUUCGUGCCAAAGGUGACAAGCCUGAUCUCGCACUUGUCACUUGUGAUGUCGAUGCCACUUCUGCUGGGGUAUUUACCACGAAUGUGGUAGCAGCUGCACCAGUGUUAUACUGCAAAACAGUAUUAAACACUUCAAAAACGGCACGGGCAGUUUUGAUAAACGCUGGUCAAGCCAAUGCAGCGACGGGUGAUGCAGGUUACCAAGAUGUAAUAGAGUCCGUCAGCAGCCUUGCUAAGCUACUUCAAAUGAAGCCUGAGGAAGUGCUGAUUGAAUCCACUGGUGUGAUUGGCCAAAGGAUAAAAAAGGAAGCACUUCUAAAAUCUCUUCCAAAACUGGUUAAUUCACUAUCAGCAUCGACUGAGGGGGCAGAUGCUGCAGCAGUGGCAAUCACAACAACCGACCUGGUUAGCAAGAGUGUGGCAAUUCAGUCUCAGGUUGGAGGGACAGAUAUAAGAAUUGGGGGAAUGGCAAAAGGUUCCGGGAUGAUCCACCCCAAUAUGGCUACCAUGCUUGGAGUAAUAACAACUGAUGCAAUGGUUAGCAGUGAUGUUUGGAGAAAAAUGGUUCAAGUUGCUGUCAACCGAAGCUUCAACCAAAUAACAGUAGAUGGAGAUACGAGUACCAAUGAUACUGUCAUUGCGUUAGCUAGUGGAUUAUCUGGAUCAACCAAGAUAUCUUCCUACAACAGUAAUCAAGCAGUACAACUUCAAGCGGGCCUUGAUGUGGUAAUGCAAGGUCUUGCCAAAUCCAUAGCUUGGGAUGGAGAAGGAGCAACAUGCCUAAUUGAGGUAACGGUGACUGGUGCAGACAGUGAGCCUGAAGCAGCAAAAAUAGCACGGUCGGUGGCAUCUUCUUCACUAGUAAAGGCUGCAGUAUAUGGCAGAGAUCCAAACUGGGGACGCAUCGCUGCUGCUGCAGGCUAUGCAGGAAUAUCUUUUGACCAAACCAAGCUCCGAGUAUUGCUAGGGGAUAUUCUGCUCAUGGAUGGUGGGGAACCACAAUUAUUUGACAGGGGUGCAGCCAGUGACUACCUCAAGAAGGCUGGUGAGAUCCAUGGCACAGUUGUAAUCAAUGUAUCUGUGGGUGAUGGUCCGGGACGAGGUCAAGCAUGGGGCUGUGAUUUAAGUUAUGAUUAUGUUAAAAUUAAUGCCGAGUACACAACAUAA